Messenger RNA from Synchiropus splendidus (mandarinfish), 2916 nucleotides. RefSeq names its product fem-1 homolog b (gene fem1b). NCBI's taxonomy places the organism in Eukaryota, Metazoa, Chordata, Actinopteri, Syngnathiformes, Callionymidae. The transcript has 2 exons. The record is from RefSeq and is a predicted model, not a curated record. Bases 399 to 2282 code for a protein of 627 amino acids. Gene Ontology annotation, molecular function: protein binding.
UAAAAAUACCUAUCUUGGUUUUUCAUUUAAGAGUAGAUGUUUGUUUUUUACUUGUGGCGACGCGCGAGUGUUUAAAAACAGAUAAUUGGUUGACGAGAGAAGCUAACCGGCUAGCUCAGCUGAUCAGAACCCGAGACCGCUGUUCGCGAUCCCGGAUCUCCCCUGGCAAUUCCCCCCGCUGGUUCUCAGCCCCGAUCACCACGGAGAAGAUUCGAGAUUCAUGCGGGCCCCGGGGCUGGUUCGGACUCUUUAAUGGGAGGCUGUUGGCUCCGGACGGUGCUCUGCGGGCGACAGCUGCAAGAGAGGCCGGGGUCCAGGCACCGAGCCGGGCUCCGGUCGGAGCUUUGCGGGCCUCAGUCGCCAAGCGACCAAGGGGCAAAGCUCCGAGCCGGGUUCAGAUGGAGUCACUGGCCGGCUACGUCUUCAAGGCAGCCAGCGAAGGUCGAGUCCUGACGCUGGCCGCUCUUCUGCUCAACCACUCCGACGAGGAGACGCGUUUCUUGCUGAGUUAUGUGACCCACCAAGCUGGACAGAGGUCCACCCCGCUGAUCAUCGCUGCUCGCAACGGACACGACAAAGUGGUCCGGCUGCUACUGGAUCAUUACAGGGUGGACACGGAGCAGACUGGCACUGUGCGCUUCGACGGAUAUGUCAUCGAUGGUGCUACUGCGUUGUGGUGUGCAUCCGGCGCAGGACACUUUGAAGUUGUACGUUUGCUUUUGAGCCACGGUGCCAAUGUCAACCACACCACUGUCACAAACUCCACACCCUUACGAGCCGCCUGCUUCGAUGGACGCCUCGACAUCGUCAGGUUCCUGGUCGAACAUGACGCUGACAUCAGCAUAACCAACAAGUUCAACAACACCUGCCUCAUGAUCGCUGCCUACAAAGGUCAUGCGGACGUGGUGGCCUACCUGCUUGAGCGUGGUGCUGACCCCAACGCCAAGGCUCACUGUGGCGCCACCGCUCUUCACUUUGCAGCAGAAGCUGGGCACCUGGAAAUCGUGAAAGAGCUGGUGAGGUGUCAUGCUGUCAUGGCGGUGAAUGGACAUGGGAUGACACCGCUGAAGGUAGCGGCAGAGAGCUGCAAGGCAGCCGUGGUUGAGUUGCUUCUAGAACACGCAGACAUUCAACCACACAGCCGCAUUGAGGCUUUGGAACUGCUUGGUGCCUCAUUUGCCAACGACAGGGAGAACUAUGACAUUGACAAGACCUAUUACUAUCUGCACAUGGCAAUGACCGAGCGCUACCGGGACCCUGAAAACAUCAUUGCCAAAGAGUUGCUGCCACCCAUCGAGGCCUACGGCGGCCGUGUUGAAUGUCGCUCUCUGCAUGAGCUGGAGGCCACCCGAGUGGACCGGGACGCCCUACACAUGGAAGGGUUGAUGAUUCGAGAGCGCAUCCUCGGCUCUGACAACAUCGACGUGUCUCACCCCAUCAUCUACCGCGGUGCCGUGUACGCAGACAACAUGGAGUUUGACCAGUGCAUUAAAUUGUGGCUGCACGCGCUGCGUCUGCGCCAGAAAGGAAGCCGCAACACGCACAAGGACCUGCUCCGCUUUGCGCAGGUUUUCUCUCAGAUGGUUCACCUGAAGGAGCGUGUCUCGGCGUCUGCAGUGGAACAGGUCCUGAGCUGCAGUGUUUUGGAGAUCCAGCGAAGCAAGGCUCGUGUGGACUCUGCCUCAGACUCAGAGCUGCCACAGAUCAUGGAUAAUUUUGAGUCCAAUAUAUUUACCUUCUUGUAUCUGAUUUGCAUCUCAACAAAGACCGCCUGCAGCGAAGAGGAGCGGGCACGCAUCAACAAGCACAUCUACGAUCUGAUCCAGCUUGACCCUCGCUCCCGUGAAGGGUCCUCCCUCCUGCACCUGGCCAUCAACUCCAGCACACCUGUCGACGACUUCCACACCAACGACGUCUGCAGUUUCCCCAACGCGCAAGCCACCAAGCUUCUCCUGGACUGUGGUGCUCAGGUCAACGCAGUGGACAACGAAGGAAACACGCCGCUGCACGUGAUCGUCCAGUACAACCGGCCCAUAAGUGACUUCCUGACGCUGCACGCCAUCAUCAUCAGCCUGGUGGAGGCGGGUGCUCACACAGACCGGACUAACAAGCAGAAGAAGACGCCGCUUGACAAGAGCACCACUGGUGUGUCCGAGAUCUUACUGAAGACGCAGAUGAAGAUGAGUCUCAAGUGUCUGGCUGCUCGCGCCGUCCGCCUGCACCAGAUUACCUACCGUAACCAAAUCCCCAAAACUCUGGAAGAGUUUGUGGAGUUCCACUAAAAUUGGUUUACUUUUAAUUCUUUUUUUUUUUUCUUUUUUAAAUUUUUUUUACAUUGGAAAUGUCAACCACCGCUGGUUGUUGGUGCCAUGCUGCACAGACGAUAAACACGCUGCUCCUUCUUUUGCCUUAACACCAUGAUGAUGAGACUCCAGUCUCUGUAUGAUUGUCUAAUGUUGAUGAUCAGUGUGAAAUAAUGUCUCCAGAAAAAAAAACAGCCAGUUAGUAACUUUAUCUAAUGUAUAUUUUUUAAAGAGUUCUCUGAGGUUUUAUUGGAAGACUGGUUUGUAAUUUUUUUAAUGACUUUUAUUUGGAAAACAAGCUGCGAUUGAAUGUUUUUGUCUAAUACACCUCUGACUUGCUUCUGAAGUCUGUCCUCAUUUUUCAUUCACUUCUUAGGAUGUUCAAAAUGUGAAGGCGUUCAUGAGAUGAUGGUACUCAACUUUCAAUUCGAUGCCCUUUAAAUGUACGGAUAAGUUGAUUUGUAUGCUUAAAUGUAUCGUUCAAAAGAUUUGUGAAUUAACAUCUUUUAAUAUUGUGGAAAGUUUUAGGACAACUAAAUAUGGAAUUUCAUUUAAAUAUCUAAAUAUAAUAUAAGAAUAUAGUGGAUUAUAAAUUUGAUGUUGUGUCACAAGA